This is a messenger RNA of Electrophorus electricus (electric eel), 2497 nucleotides long. RefSeq names its product ubiquitin family domain containing 1 (gene ubfd1). Lineage: Eukaryota; Metazoa; Chordata; Actinopteri; Gymnotiformes; Gymnotidae. The record is from RefSeq and is a predicted model, not a curated record. Gene Ontology annotation, molecular function: cadherin binding; RNA binding.
CCAACCACUGACAGCACGCUUUUUCCCAGAAGGCAUUCUUCAUAUUGUACACAAUCAUCAUGGCGGCGCAGGAUGGAAAUGAAGUGGGAAUGGAAACUGAAGUCAACCUAAAAGAAUCAGACGCAUUGUGUGAUGAUGCUAGUGCAGUAGAUGCAGCAGAGAUUGACCAAGCAUCCGUCACUGAUGGUGAAAACUCCUCACCUCAGGCCUCUGCUCUCAGCAAUGGAGAAGAUAGUGAAGAAGGGCAGGAGAUGGUUGAACUGAAAAUUAUUUGGAACAAGAACAAAUAUGAUCUUAAAAUACCUUUAGAUGGAACUGGAGCUAAACUGAAAGAGAAAAUUCACACACUCACUGGUCUUCCACCUGCUAUGCAGAAAGUGAUGUACAAAGGACUGCUACCAGAGGACAAGACGCUUCGUGAAAUUAAAGUUACAAAUGGUGCAAAAAUAAUGGUGGUUGGAUCUACAAUAAAUGAUGUACUGGCUGUAAAUACACCGAAAGAAGUUAUUCAACAAGAAGUUAAAGCUGAGGAAAACAAAAAAGAGCCUUUGUGUAGACAAAAGCAACACAGAAAAGUGUUAGACAAAGGCAAACCUGAAGACAUAAUGCCAUCAAUAAAAGGAGCAAAGGAGCGCUUACCAACAGUGCCUUUAUCAGGAAUGUAUAACAAAUCUGGUGGAAAAGUGCGGCUCACUUUCAAACUGGAACAAGAUCAACUAUGGAUUGGAACAAAGGAAAGAACAGAAAAAAUCCCAAUGGGUUCCAUCAAAAAUGUUGUGACUGAGCCAAUAGAAGGUCAUGAGGACUACCACAUGAUGGCAUUUCAACUGGGUCCAACAGAAGCCUCUCAAUAUUGGGUUUACUGGGUGCCUGCACAGUAUGUUGAUGCAAUCAAAGACACAGUCCUAGGAAAGUGGCAGUAUUUUUAAUGUGCCUCCCCUAUUGACACUGAAGAACUGGGAUUCUGAGCAAAACAACAAAACCAUUAACUGGAGCCUGCAUAAUGACCUGAAGAACUUUUUAAGCAUAAGAAAAACCAACUGAAGGAAUUCUGGUGGACAACAUUUUUUCUUUCUUUUUGUUUCUUUUGGAUUUAAAUGCACUAAAUUGCAGAAUCCCAUUUUUUCAACCUGUUUCACCUCUCAUUUUUUAGCAACCCCAAGGAUAAACAAAGAAUUGUACAGAACUUGCAAAAACAUGUCUCCUAGAUAUUCUGAAAGAAAUAAAAAAAUUAUUUAAGGAAAGCAGUUGAUGCACCAGGGAGAUUUUAUUUGGUGUACUAUAAUAUUGAAUCAACCCAAAGUCCAGCUGAAACAGCUCAUCAUAUCAGGGGUAAUUUUACAUUUUUUACUUUCAUUGUUUACCGAUAGGAAAAGUUUUCCUUUGUGAACAGUAAAUGUUAAAUACAGGUUAAGGGUCAUUUCAGUCCAGUACUAUAAAAUAGCUUGAUAUAAGCCAUUUUAAAUGCAAUAGAUAUUCUAAGACCACUGCUCAAGUGCUUAUUUCAGUAGUGAAGUGAAGGGCUUGUUAAUGAUUGGUGUACUUGUACAGGAGGCAAAUAAAAAAUGGCAAAAACAUACCUUUUACAAGUAAUUCAGAAUUGUAAUUUCAAUCUUCUAAAGUGAUACCUGCAUGUAUUAGUGAUAAAGAAUAAACAGCAUCCAGAAGAGAGCCAUACAGUGCAUCUGGGGCAGUGAGCAAGAAGCAAUUGGGUUGUCUGGGUUCACAGACACCUGAGAGAAAUAAGAAUAUUGAAAGGGGGGUGGGGUGAAAUGACCACAGAGCUCUGUUGAAACUCGCUUAAUCCGUCCAGAAAGCUGAUGAUUCAAUAUGUUUUUUGUUUUGCGUAGUUUUAAAUGAAGCUUUUCUGAAAGCAGCUCCAUAUCUAUGUGUUUGAAAUAUGUCUGGCCCUUCCAUUAUUUUGCUUACCCUCUGUGCAAAAAUGGAUGCUGUUAUGCAUCACUCAAAGACUUUGUUGCCAAUAGUACCUUUUCUGUCCCUCUGCACUUUUAAAAGCAACCUGUAACAUUAAGAUGUGUCGCUCUGACAUUAUGAUGUAAAGAGCAAAGACCUCCCCUUGGCUAACAACCUCCUGAAAUUGAGUCUUAAAGGAAUGGUUGUUAAUCUAUUUCAGGACUACAUCCACUUCCACAGUGGAUUGUCUUGGAACACUGACACUGUUCUCAUUCUCUGAUUGUGUUAUACAGCCAGGUCACCGGCAUGCAUGUUAUGUUUAUUAUGUCAAUCAUGGUGCUAACUAGUAAUAAUGAAUUUAUUUCAAGGACAUUUAAGUGUGUGCAAAUCAGCAAAGAACUCCUGUUGGAUUGUAGUUAAACUGGUAAUAUGGGAGAGAUGAUUAAUGUUAAUCACUUCGGAAACUUCAUUAUUCUGUUUUGACACCAAGAUGUGCUACUGUAUUUGACAGAUUAGAUAAAUAAAUGCUGUCUGACUGGUAAUUGAUUAUAUUAUGUAAAUAAAAGAAAUAAGCUAAACUUGA